Messenger RNA from Leptonychotes weddellii (Weddell seal), 6333 nucleotides. NCBI's taxonomy places the organism in Eukaryota, Metazoa, Chordata, Mammalia, Carnivora, Phocidae. The record is from RefSeq and is a predicted model, not a curated record.
UCACGGCAGUGGGGUGUCAGCUGAUUUACUGCAGCGGCGGCAACGGCAGCUUGCAACCUCGGUGGGGAGACGCCGGCUGGGCUCGGGUUGUGGUUUGCCUACCCGGAUUUGAGCACCCCACAUCUUCCUCACAUAACGUCCUCGCCUUGUCCACCUUUGACGGGCGCCCAUGGGUGGUGGGACGGACAUCGCGGCAUGAGAUGAAGCUGUGACAGGUUUGAAAACACAAUGGCGGGAAACAGCCUUGUCCUACCCAUUGUUCUUUGGGGUCGCAAAGCACCAACACAUUGCAUCUCAGCAGUACUUUUAACAGACGAUGGGACCACAAUUGUAACUGGAUGCCAUGAUGGACAAAUAUGUCUCUGGGAUCUUUCAGUAGAAUUAGAAGUUAAUCCUCGAGCGCUGUUGUUUGGUCACACAGCCUCAAUCACCUGUUUGUCUAAAGCUUGUGCUUCUAGUGACAAACAGUAUAUUGUGAGUGCAUCUGAAAGUGGAGAGAUGUGUCUCUGGGACGUGAAUGAUGGCAGAUGUAUUGAGUUUACAAAAUUAGCCUGCACACAUACAGGUAUACAGUUCUACCAGUUUUCUGUUGGAAAUCAGAGAGAAGGAAGGCUUUUAUGCCAUGGCCACUAUCCUGAAAUCCUCGUUGUGGAUGCCACCAGCCUUGAGGUGUUAUACUCCUUAGUAUCAAAGAUCUCUCCAGACUGGAUUAGCUCCAUGAGUAUUAUCCGAUCCCACCGAACACAAGAGGACACUGUGGUCGCACUCUCAGUGACGGGCAUCUUGAAGGUGUGGAUUGUUACCUCUGAAAUAAGUGGCAUGCAGGAUACUGAGCCAAUAUUUGAGGAGGAAUCCAAACCGAUUUAUUGUCAGAAUUGCCAAAGCAUUUCUUUUUGUGCAUUCACACAAAGAUCACUUUUGGUUGUGUGCUCCAAGUAUUGGAGGGUAUUUGAUGCUGGAGACUAUUCCUUGCUGUGUUCAGGUCCUAGUGAAAAUGGACAGACGUGGACUGGAGGUGACUUUGUAUCAGCAGAUAAAGUAAUCAUUUGGACUGAAAAUGGGCAAAGUUAUAUUUACAAACUACCUGCCAGUUGCCUUCCAGCUAGUGAUUCAUUCCGCAGUGAUGUGGGGAAAGCAGUUGAAAAUUUAAUUCCUCCUGUACAACAUAGCCUCUUGGAUCGAACAGAUAAAGAGUUGCUAAUUUGUCCUCCUGUUACUCGGUUCUUCUAUGGAUUCAAGGAACACCUCCACAAACUAUUAAUUCAAGGUGAUUCUUCAGGAAGAUUGAAUAUUUGGAACAUAUCAGACACACCUGAUAAACAGGAAGAACUGAAAAUGACAACUUCUGUUAGUUUGCAAGAGGCAUUUGAUAAGCUGAAUCCUUGUCCUGCUGGAAUUAUAGAUCAGCUGAGUGUGAUUCCCAGUAGUAAUGAACCUCUUAAAGUAACCGCAAGUGUGUACAUACCAGCACAUGGACGACUCGUUUGUGGCCGUGAGGAUGGAAGCAUCAUUAUUGUGCCUGCCACACAGACAGCCAUAGUACAGCUGCUGCAAGGGGAACACAUGCUCCGAAGAGGUUGGCCACCUCACAGAACCCUCCGUGGUCAUCGGAACAAAGUCACAUGUUUGCUAUAUCCUCAUCAGGUCUCAGCUCGUUAUGACCAAAGAUAUCUGAUAUCUGGAGGCGUGGAUUUUUCAGUCAUAAUUUGGGACAUAUUUUCUGGAGAAAUGAAACAUAUCUUCUGUGUGCAUGGUGGUGAGAUUACUCAGCUUCUAGUUCCACCUGAAAACUGUAGUGUAAGAGCGUUGGAUCGCUGUGUGAUGGGGAUCACAGCAGUGGAGAUACUAAAUGCCUGCGACGAAGCAGUUCCUGCUGCAGUUGACUCUCUCAGUCAUCCGGCAGUCAACCUAAAGCAGGCCAUGACACGGCGUAGUCUGGCCGCUCUUAAAAACAUGGCCCAUCAUAAACUACAGACUCUUGCAACUAACCUCUUGGCUUCUGAGGCCUCUGACAAAUCAAAGAUUCUGAUUUUAGUAAGGUUAGGCCAUUAUGAAGAUAUAGGAGGAUAUUUGAGAAUAGGUAUGGCGGAGUUACACGAGCACUUUCCUGCUCCUGUCAUUUCCGCUCGGUCUGAUGCUGACCACUCUGGCUCUGACCCUGCUUCUACUCCUGCUUUACAUACCUGUUUCUUAGUAAAUGAAGGAUGGAGUCAGUUGGCUGCUAUGCAUUGUGUGAUGCUACCAGACCUGCUGGGACUGGAUAAAUUUAGGCCUCCACUCCUAGAGAUGCUGGCUCGGAGAUGGCAAGACCGAUGCUUGGAGGUCCGAGAAGCCGCCCAGGCCCUGCUUCUAGCUGAACUGCGAAGAAUUGAGCAGGCAGGGCGGAAAGAAGCCAUCGAUGCCUGGGCCCCUUAUUUACCUCAGUACAUGGACCAUGUCAUAUCACCUGGAGUCUCAGCAGAAGCCCUGCAGACUAUCAGCACUGCUCCUGAUGCCUUGGGGCCAGAAGCCAAAGUCCAGGAGGAAGAGCAUGACCUUGCAGAUGAUGACAUCACGACUGGUUGCUUAUCAAGUAUCCCACAAAUGAAAAAGAUUUCCACAUCUUAUGAGGAAAGACGGAAGCAAGCUACUGCUAUUGUUUUACUAGGAGUAAUAGGAGCUGAAUUUGGUGCUGAAAUUGAACCUCCUAAAUUGUUGACCAGACCUCGAAGCUCUAGUCAAAUUCCUGAGGGAUUUGGCUUGACUAGUGGUGGAUCCAACUACUCACUGGCCAGACAUACUUGUAAGGCACUGACAUUUCUUCUGCUGCAGCCUCCGAGCCCCAAACUUCCUCCACACAGUACGAUCCGAAGAACAGCCAUUGAUCUGAUUGGACGUGGUUUCACCGUCUGGGAGCCUUACAUGGACGUGUCUGCUGUCCUCAUGGGGCUUCUCGAACUCUGUGCUGAUGCCGAGAAACAGCUCGCCAACAUCACAAUGGGGCUGCCUCUUAGCCCUGCAGCUGACUCCGCCCGCUCGGCAAGGCAUGCCCUCUCACUCAUUGCCACCGCCAGACCACCCGCCUUCAUCACAACUAUAGCCAAAGAGGUACACAGACAUACAGCUCUUGCAGCAAAUACCCAGUCCCAACAGAACAUGCACACGACAACUCUUGCACGAGCUAAAGGGGAAAUUCUGAGAGUCAUUGAGAUUCUUAUUGAAAAAAUGCCCACAGAUGUUGUGGAUCUUCUCGUGGAGGUUAUGGACAUCAUUAUGUACUGCCUUGAAGGAUCUUUAGUUAAAAAGAAAGGUCUUCAAGAAUGUUUCCCAGCCAUCUGCAGGUUCUACAUGGUCAGCUAUUAUGAGCGGAAUCACAGAAUAGCAGUUGGAGCUCGCCAUGGUUCAGUGGCCCUGUACGACAUCCGGACUGGAAAAUGUCAGACAAUCCAUGGACACAAGGGACCAGUCACUGCAGUGGCCUUUGCCCCUGACGGACGAUAUCUUGCCACCUACUCAAAUACGGACAGCCACAUUUCUUUCUGGCAGAUGAACACCUCGCUGCUGGGGAGCAUCGGCAUGCUGAACUCGGCACCUCAGCUGCGCUGCAUUAAGACCUACCAGGUGCCCCCCGUGCAGCCCGCCUCGCCCGGCUCCCACAACGCCCUCCGACUGGCCCGGCUCAUCUGGACUUCCAACCGCAACGUCAUCCUCAUGGCCCACGACGGGAAGGAGCACCGCUUCAUGGUCUAACGCUAGUGCCUGCUGCCCUGGCCACGUCCGAGUUCCGUCCGUCUGUUCUCCCAGCUGAGAGUCCUCUGUCCUUCCUCACACGGAUCAUCCCUCAGUGCCUGCCCGCACCAGUGCCCCCCGGGGGCGCAGCCGAGGCCGGGUCACUCCUGCAUGGCUCUCGGGGGCAGAUGCCCACUUGUGUCACCUGUGAUUCAGAGGCAUGCACACACCGCUCUGCAGGAUGUGGCCCUUCUGUCGGCACUAGGUCGUUUUUCCCCGCCGGGGCUGGGGGUGGGGGAUGUCUGCGGGCCCCAGGAGCCCUCCUGUCGCUUGGUGCACCAGAAGCCUCCAGUUCAGUAAACACUGUGAUUGCCUUCCCAGCCCAGGUCAGCAACCCCACCUCUGAGCUGCCGCUUGAACCUGGUGGUUUUGACGUUGGGUUUUGAGGUAAUGUGGCAGUCCUAAUUAGCGAAGUUCUUUUCCUUUGGAUCGCCUAAAAUAUAUUCUUGUUUACCAAAACGAUUCCGUGUUUACAUGGUUGGUUUUUUCCCCCCAUAACUGCUAGGAAACUGCUCACUCCAAUUUCCUAGGGUUUAGCCACUCCUUCUUUAUUAAUACCUAACAGAUUGGAGAUUAAUGAGAAAAUACACCAAAAAAUCGUUUCUCCUCAUGGAAAAUAGAGUUUCCCAGACACCUAGCUUUCUAAAAUGCUCAUAUCCUGCUUAGUAGUCUAUUUAGUAGUUUAAAAUAAAAAAUCAUCACUGUUUAUGAUCUAGUUAAUAAAAUUAUCCAGUCACUCUAAGUAAUCUCUUAAAUGGGCUUUUAUAAUAAAGAACUGAGUUUGGAAGCGUAGCAUAUACUGAAUAAGAAGACUCUUGUGUCUGUUGCUACAGGUCCUUUUAAGAAAGACCUUACCCCUUCCUUCCAGAAACCUUACGGACCUACAGUUCCCACAUGUACGACCCAUGUCAGUUAUCAUGGAAUAGUUAGUUACAGUUCAGCCUCCGAACAGAUCAAUUAAAGGAGAACAAAGGCAGCAUUUCUUUUACACAAGUGUCCUAGAAUAUUAGUAACUAUGGCGUAAGCAUUCAGGAGAAUAUAUAAAAUGCGAGGGCUCUCAAGCUAUUUGAGCAAACAUUGCAAUGAGGGUGUCCAUCACACUUCGAAGUAAGCUUGAACUAGGUCGCUUUCUUCUCUUUAUGUCAAAUUAUGCUGGUUCUUGCUCAUAGCAAUGGGGAAGAAAAAAUCCAUAAAGUAAUAUUUUGUAUGAAUUGCUCCUAACAAAUCUUGAUCUGUACAUAGUUGCGCAUUUGGUCGUUUGGUUAGUUGUUGAUUGGUUGGCUAGACACAAUGGUUUAUUAAAUGCUAAAACAGAAAAUGAUUUAUUAAAUUCAGAGAAGACAGGAAAUUUCCAGAGGAACCAAAAUGAUAAUGGGAGCAUUUAAUUGGAAAAGCGUAGAUUGUCAGAGUUUAUGUAAUAUACAAAAAAAUAGGAUCACAGUCCAGGAAGAAAUCCAUCUGUCAUUUUACUGAAACAGAUUUUUAAAGAACAUGUUAAGAAAUUAAGACCCACUAGAACGUCUCUUUCCUAUUGAUAUGAAGUAUGUUAUUUGCAUUGAUGACAAACCUGUGCUGUUUCUUGGUUUUAGACUUUGGGUGUUCUUUUAAAAGUGAAUUUAUGCCACAUGCAUGUACAUUGUAUUUAUAAAGAUUAUAUAUGUAGUUUCCAAGGAAGAAACAAAGAACUAUCCAGUGUAGAUUUAUUUGUUUGGUGCACAUGCCGAACAGUUGUGUUCGAUUAUAGGUAGAAAAACCUGAGGUAAACAAAAGAUGUGCUUGGUUUUUUCAGCGGGCUCCCAAGUCUUCUCGAUACCCAGCACAUGUUUACUUUAUGAACUUAAAUAGGGGUUAAUUUUUUCUAGACUACAAAGUUGUUUUGGAAUGAUGAAGCAAAAGUAUACCUUAGAGAGUUGUUUAAAACAAAGAUGUGAGACAAUAGGCAGGCCACCACAGACACACAGUGGAACACACCCCGGGGGUCUGAAACAAAGCCAUGGGGGCCCAGGGGGCAAAACAUCUGGGCAGUGGGCAGAGGCCAGCCUGUCCCACAUUCUAUCUGAUUAUUGGCCAGUAGAAUAUUACUAUUCUAAAAGUUGGGUGGAUGAUAUCUGAUGGUUAGACGUCUCUAACUGCUAAAGAGUAUUUGCAUUCUUGUUAACACAGAUCUCCCCUUGGCUGUUUUGGUAACUACAGUCCCAGACUUCAUCACAGCUUAGAUUUCUCAGCACUGAGGCAAACUUUGUAUUGUCAUCCCAGUGUAUGCUUUUAGUGUUUUAUUGAUUUUGUUGGUACUGUAUUUGGACCUAUCCUUGUAAAUGUAGAGACAUAUAUGGCUUCCUUGGUAAUUUACAAGCAAAAGAUGACAUGACGUGACAACUGUAUGAAAAUGUAAUGAUUGAACUCACUGUGCACAGCGAGUGAAUUAAAAUGUCUGCCUCUCAAGACAUUUCCACUGAAUAGAUUCUAUAUGUGCUGGAUGUCCCUGUGUACAUAUGUGUGUUAAAUAAAACUGAAUUGUACUGAAGAUUGUUUUCCUCAUUAAAAACAUUGUUCACUCUUCUUAAA